AUGGUCGGUGUAAAGAUCACCUCAUGGAACACUUCAGUUGUGUCCGUUCUGGCACUCCUUGCUAGCGAAGCCAUUGCCAGUAAUCCUUUCCCGGAUUGCACGACAGGACCAUUGAGCACAUUGGCAGUAUGCGACCCUUCUAAAGAUGUGCUCACUAGGGCCAAUUCCCUUGUGGCUGCCAUGACGUUGGAGGAGAAAAUCAACAACACGAUAUACCAGUCUCCCGGGGUACCUCGCCUUGGUUUGCCUGCGUAUAACUGGUGGAGUGAGGGUCUACAUGGUGUCGCCGGUUCCCCUGGCGUUCAUUUCGAAGCAAGUGGACCCUUCAGCUACGCAACCUCUUUCCCGUCGCCGAUCGUUCUGGGCGCUAUGUUUGAUGACGACCUCGUGAAGCAGAUUGCCGCUGUGAUCAGUACGGAGGGUCGUGCAUUUGGUAAUACUGGUCACUCCGGUUUCGACUUCUGGACGCCCAACAUCAACCCGUUCAAAGACCCUCGUUGGGGUCGUGGACAGGAGACUCCCGGAGAAGACGCUUACCAUGUUGCUCGAUAUGUCUAUAGCCUUAUCGACGGCCUGCAGAAUGGAAUUGGACCUGCACACCCAAAAGUUGUUGCGACAUGCAAGCACUUCGCAGGGUAUGAUCUUGAGGACUGGGGAAAUGUCACACGCCAUACGUUCGAUGCCAUCAUCUCCACCCAGGACCUUUCCGAGUAUUACCUGCCUUCCUUCCGGUCUUGCACACGUGAUGCAAAAGUCGAUGCGGUGAUGUGCAGUUACAAUGCCGUCAACGGAGUUCCCAGCUGCGCCGACUCGUACUUACUCCAGACAAUUCUACGGGAUCACUGGAACUGGGAAGCAACGGGGCAUUGGGUCACGUCAGACUGCGGCGCGAUUGACGAUAUCUAUCAAGCUCACAAUUAUACGGCUACUGGUGCCGAAGCAGCUGCGGUCGCACUAAAUGCUGGGACGGAUCUCGACUGUGGCUCAGUCUUCCCGGAUUAUCUGAACUCAUCUAUUGCACAGAGUUUGACAACGACUAAGGCUCUGGACCAGGCUAUGGUCAGAUUGUACUCGUCAUUGGUCAAGCUGGGUUAUUUUGACCCAGUUAAAGACCAACUAUAUGGGUCCUUGGGGUGGUCGGACGUUGGUACCCCAGCCGCUCAAAAAUUGGCUCAAAGGGCCGCGGUAGAGGGAACCGUGCUGCUUAAGAACGCCAACACGCUUCCUUUAUCGGCAAACAAGACGCUGGCUUUGAUCGGGCCGUAUGCAAAUGCGACAGGCCAGCUACAGGGUAAUUACCAGGGCACCGCCGAAUAUAUUCGGACGAUGAUUUGGGGCGCGACACAUGCUGGAUACAAGGUCAACUUCGUUCCAGGCACUGAGAUCAAUACCACCGACACUUCUGGGUUCGAUGCCGCUGUGAGCGCGGCCAAACAAGCCGAUAUAGUGAUUUACGCUGGAGGCAUCGAUAACACAAUUGAGGCGGAGGGCCAUGAUCGCAUGACAAUUGAUUGGCCUGGAAACCAGUUGGAUCUGAUCCAGAGUCUGGCGCAGGUUGGUAAGCCCCUGGUCGUCGUGCAAUUCGGAGGAGGGCAACUGGAUGACUCGACUCUACUGUCCAACGAUGGCGUCGGAGCAUUACUUUGGGCGGGUUAUCCUAGUCAAGCUGGCGGUGCGGCUGUGUUCGAUAUCUUGACAGGAAAGGAAGCUCCGGCUGGACGACUCCCGGUUACCCAGUAUCCUGCGAAAUACGUCGACGAGGUGGCUAUGACAGACAUGGCACUGCGACCUGGAAGUGACAAUGUUGGUCGGACCUAUCGAUGGUACGAGGACGCUGUACUGCCAUUCGGCUAUGGGCUUCACUAUACGACUUUCCAAGUCUCCUGGAAGAAGAGCAACCCCAGACCGUACAACGCGGAUAGCCUUGCUAUGCACGCGUCCAAAAUAGCACCAGUGGAUACUGCACUCUUCGACACUUUCACUCUUGCUGUCAGCAAUACCGGAAACGUGACGUCUGAUUAUGUGGCACUUGUGUUCCUGACAACUGACAACGCUGGACCCACGCCAUAUCCAAUUCAGACUUUGGUAGGCUACCAAAGGGUCAAGAAAAUUAGGCCUGGGGAGACCCGUAAGGUUGAUAUCGAUGUCACAUUGGGUUCAGUUGCCCGAACUGCAGACAAUGGUGACUUGGUGGUAUACCCUGGUUCCUAUAAGCUGCAGGUGGAUGUUGGAGGCAAAUAUCCGACAUCGGGCUUUCAAAUUGUUGGAAAGGAGAAAGUGUUGGAUCAGUUCCCACAGCCCGCAAAAUAG
Messenger RNA from Penicillium riverlandense, 2310 nucleotides. RefSeq names its product putative beta-xylosidase (gene bxlB). Lineage: Eukaryota; Fungi; Ascomycota; Eurotiomycetes; Eurotiales; Aspergillaceae. Gene Ontology annotation, cellular component: plant-type cell wall. Gene Ontology annotation, biological process: arabinan catabolic process; xylan catabolic process. Bases 1 to 2310 code for a protein of 769 amino acids. Gene Ontology annotation, molecular function: alpha-L-arabinofuranosidase activity; xylan 1,4-beta-xylosidase activity. The transcript has a single exon. The record is from RefSeq and is a predicted model, not a curated record.